This is a messenger RNA of Mercenaria mercenaria, 2065 nucleotides long. RefSeq lists its product as uncharacterized. NCBI's taxonomy places the organism in Eukaryota, Metazoa, Mollusca, Bivalvia, Venerida, Veneridae. The transcript is spliced from 4 exons. The record is from RefSeq and is a predicted model, not a curated record. The coding region runs from base 50 to 469 and encodes 139 amino acids.
AUCACAGACCAUAUCAAAGUGGAACUAUAUUAUAGACAUUUUAUCUGAAAUGGGUAACGGAGCUAGACAUUUUCUACAAUGUACAUUGACUCUCAAGUGUAUAAUUAUUGGAUUACUCAAGAUUGUAUGUCUGUAUAGAGGCCACACAUUUUCGAACUGGCAUUCCGGAUUUACAUUCGCUAGUUUAUGUUUUGAGGUUAUAAGUGUAUGGUUGGUAUGUUCCAGUGAAGAUGCAAGACACAGAUUACAAAAAGAUGAUGUCGAUGCUGUAGUCGGAACUAAUAUAUUUGGCUUUAUCUUGAAGUGUAUAGCUACACUGAAUACAUAUUACAAGGAAUUAGAAGAGAUAAAAGCAAUGUGUUCUUUGUGUACAGUCAUGGAAAUAGGUUUGGAUGUACUGAUAUGUUGCUGCUACUGUUGUUUUGAUGAACCAAGACAAAAUUCAACAAAAAUAAAGCUGCCAGCGUAAAUGAACAUCAACUAGAUAUUCAUGCAAUUAAUAAAAACAACAACAACAACAACGACGAUGACGACAACACUAAUAGCAACAGCAACAUUUAUUUAGUAUUAAAAGAUGUAUAUAGCCAAUACUGAAUAUAAAACUAUAAACAGUUUUAAAUAUGAAAUAAUACAGGAAUUUAAAACAAGAGAAGAAAACAUCCUGAUAUCCAUGUAUAUAUUAUUCACGAAGUAUUGAAAUUUUGCUAAAUUAUUUCGUACUUAUUUACGUUUUCGUCUCGAGUUCAGGUAAACAUCUUUCCCUUGACAGUGAUUACUGAUAAGAACUCACCUUACUUGGGCACAGCAAACACAGUCUCAGAGCCACGCAUUUGCAAAGUUGGCCCGCAACAAAAGGAAGCUUUAAUGGAAAAAUGUUACAGACGGGUUGCUUCAAAAGUCCAACAAGUACAUUUUAAUUUUAUGCAAAAUACAGAAAAAAGAGGAGGAAUGGGUAGAUGGUAGAAAGUGGGUAGGUUAAAGAGGAAAUUGGAACAAGGAUGACUAUUCAAAAGGGAAUGCUACGUGCCUUAAUCACAGUUACCAUGCAAGGUAAACCACAGCAGCACAGGCACUCGUGUACAAAAGGCAAACACACAAAUACAUGUAACUAACUUACAUAGACACACAUAAAACAUCAAUCGGCAGCAAAAAAUCUCACAUAUUUGUAUAAAAUGUCAGGUUACGAAUUAAAUAUUAAGUUAAUUCAUUAAGUUGAUUACACUUGAUUGGCAACUUAUGGGUAUUGCUAAACUGGUUACCAACAAUUUUACUUAAGAUAGUUUUAUAGUUUAUUUCAAUGUUCCAUCCGGACAAAUGGCCCAUGAGGACAUACAAUACAUGAUACAUGGCAAGACAUUGUACAACAUUUAUAUGCAAUAAAAGUGAAGUCUGAUUUUUUAAAAAUAUAUUGUUUCAGAAACAAAUAUAACAAAUAACACAGUAAUGUGUAUAAUAAGAUGAUUAUAAUUGUCUUUAUUAGCAACGUAAUCAUGUAUUGAUUUUAUCGAAAUGAAACUCGUGUUAAGCAUAUUACUCAAAACAAAUUAAACUGGGAUUUUGGGAUUCAUAAAACACAAUAUACACUUGUUUAACUGGGCCCAGUUGUUCGAAACUUUAACUGGCUGUUAAACUAACGGCAUGUUAAAUUUUGAUUCAAAAUAUAAGGCAUGAUAGGAACCACUAGUAGGAUGUUUUAAUUUUACUGUAAAGACAUUUUAGUGUUCAUAAUUCUUAAAUCAUAAUAGGUUUGGCGAAGUCUUCUAAAAUUUCGAAAUGUAAUUCUAAAAGUUAAUCAACUGUUAGCUUAAUCGCCUGUUAAAAUUUCGAACAAAGUAUACGUCAUCUCCAAAAGCUUACCUACUAAAAUGAGAUAUAGAAAAAGGGUAUUAAUGCAGACACGCAAACAAUUUCAAGAGAUAUACCAGGAAAAUCAAUAAUGUGGUGUUUAUAAAGUCAUUCGGAAGCUUUCGAGUUUUAUAUGUAAAAGCUUUGGGUUAUAUUACUGUUUUCCUUACGGUUAAAUGAGUUUACUUCAGAUUAUUAUCGUUGUUAUGUUUUAUUAUAA